Molecule: messenger RNA, 1864 nt
Organism: Sorghum bicolor (sorghum)
Lineage: Eukaryota; Viridiplantae; Streptophyta; Magnoliopsida; Poales; Poaceae
Product: protein ROOT INITIATION DEFECTIVE 3
Exons: 9
Coding region: 190-1476 (428 amino acids)
Biological process (GO): rRNA processing; DNA-templated DNA replication
Cellular component (GO): nuclear pre-replicative complex
Molecular function (GO): protein binding
Source: RefSeq, a predicted model, not a curated record
UCGGACCUUAAGCGCCGCCACGCACUCCAAACGGACGGAGGCGCCCCGCUCUCCCGCACCAGCCUUCGCAACUCUCCGUCUCGCGCCGCCGCCGCCUCGCCCCACGUCGUCGCGCCUCCUCUCUCUCUUUCGGCCGGCUUCCUUGACUGCGCCGCGCCGGACUCUCCUAUCUCUCCCUCUUCGUUGCUCAUGGCGCCGCCGCCACAACCAAAGCAGCUGGUGCUCGCCGCGUCAUCUGCGGACGCGGGCGUGGCCGCCUGGGACCUCCGCACCGGCGCGGAGGACAUCCGCUUCCGCCCCUGCGCCUCCCGCCCUCGGUCGCUCGCCUCGGUCGCCGACCGCUUCCUCGCCUCCGCUCAGGCUCUUCCAGCUGGCGGCAACUCCGGGACCAUCCACUUCUACUACUGGGACAAGCCGCAAGUGGCCGUCAAGAGCUUUCCUGCUGAGCCGAUCCGAGCACUUAUCGCCGAUCAGGAGGGGAGCUACCUCAUCGGCGGUGGCAGCAAUGGCAAUAUGUUCCUUUGGGAGGUGUCUAGUGGAGAGCUUCUCCGCACAUGGCAUGCGCACUAUCGUGCUGUUAGGUGCCUUGCGCUGUAUGACUAUUUGCUUGUCUCAGGGUCAGAGGAUGGGAGUAUCAAAGUUUGGGAUCUCAUCACGGUGCUUGAUGAGCAGUCAAGGCUGGAGGCCCAGACACCAUACAUGUAUAGUUUCAGUCAGCAUGCACUGCCUGUAACUGAUAUUGCUUGUUUUCUUGGAGCAAUUGCUGUAUCUUCUUCAGAGGAUCGAACAUGCAAAAUUUGGAGUUUAUCUGAGGGUAGGAUGCUAAGAAGCAUUUCAUUUCCUACUAGCAUUGGUUCUGUAGCACUAGACCCAAGAAGUCAUAUUUUCUAUGCUGGUGGUAGAGAUGGAAAGAUAUAUGUUACUGCUAUGGGUGUUGAUCUCAGUUUUCAUGGUAGUGAUGAGUCAUCUAUUUUGGGCACAUUGGAUGACCACAGCAAGGCAGUAACAAGCUUAGCAUCAAGCACAGAUGGACUUCUACUUGUCUCUGGAUUUGAGGAUGGUAAUGUUCGGGUCUGGGAUACUAGAUGUCAGCAGGUGACCCGAAAAUUCAAACACUCCCAAGGUCCAGUAACCAAUGUUCUGAUAGUAACGCCACAACGAGUAAAUCUGCCACCACUACAACCAUUACGCAAAGUUUGCUCAGCAAAUGGGGAGGCUGAAUGGCGGGCAGUAGUUCUUCCUCGGCCUGAAAAUGAUGUUCCAAUUCCUGGAAAUAAAACCUCCAUCUUUAUGGAGCGCUACUUGGAUGAGCUUCAGAAGCAUGGUGGUUCUUCCAGGUUAUUUGAUUUCGAGCUGAAUGCUCAGAAUGGCACUCCAAACCAACAGGGAACAGAAUGGAGAGAUAGAUACUUGGAGUUGCAGGAUCUCUUUGUACAUGAGGUCCUCCAUCAGAUGCCAUCCUCGAGGAACCCAUGAUGCGCAUGCUUUGGAUAUCAUAGGUUGCUAUUGUCAAUUAAGAUCAUUUGCGGUAUUGAAACAGUGAUGGUUGCCAUUCGGGCCACAAACGAUGUAGAUGAGCUCUUUGGAGUAAUUCAACUGGUGGUGGCUGUGGGGUGUAAUUGAGGGUGCCUGACUGCCUUUGGCCGCGAGGAACUUUUCAGAUUCUUAGUAAAAUCACUAGAAUCGCUGCCAAAGUUCACUUGGAACUGAUUCUCAUUUUUGUACUAGUCUCGAUAAACACAAAAACCUAGUUUCUCUUGAUUCUAUUCUAGUUCUAAUUUUAAGAAUCCAGCGAGCUAGGUAAAUAAAGUGAUUUUGAUUUAUUAGAGAAAUGAUUCUUUCUCAAGGGAAUCUGGAUUUGAAA